Messenger RNA from Struthio camelus australis, 4831 nucleotides. The record is from RefSeq and is a predicted model, not a curated record. Lineage: Eukaryota; Metazoa; Chordata; Aves; Struthioniformes; Struthionidae.
AUGGCAGACACCGUCACGCAGCGCCUGUCACGGCGGGGCCGGCUGUGCCCGCUGCAGAGCGCCCGCAGCGGGGUAAUUGCACCGGGGGGAAAUGCACUUCGGGAGACCAAGCAAAACCCCACGGGCACAGAGCGCUUGGUGCUGCGCUCGCGGCUACUGCUGCGCUCUGCGUCGCUCCCGCCGAGGUACCCGGCACGUGAGAGGAUCCUGGGCUAUGCGGAGGAGCCUUGCUAUCUCUGGUUUGUCAUGGAGUUCUGCGAAGGGGGAGAUCUCAACCAGUAUGUGCUCUCGCGAAGACCAGACCCAGCGACAAACAAGAGCUUCAUGCUACAGCUGACCAGCGCCAUCGCCUUCCUGCACAAGAACCAUAUUGUUCAUCGGGACUUGAAACCAGACAACAUCUUGAUAACUGAGAAAUCUGGCACCCCUGUUCUCAAGGUGGCUGACUUUGGACUCAGCAAGGUCUGUGCUGGCCUGACUGCUCGGGGCAAGGAGGGUGGGAACAACAACAAAAAUGUGAAUGUGAACAAGUACUGGCUGUCUUCGGCUUGCGGCUCUGAUUUCUACAUGGCCCCUGAGGUCUGGGAGGGACACUACACGGCCAAGGCUGACAUCUUUGCCCUUGGCAUCAUCAUCUGGGCCAUGAUUGAGAGGAUAACUUUCAUCGACGCGGAGACCAAGAAGGAGCUGCUGGGGACCUACAUCAAGCAGGGGACAGAGAUUGUGCCCGUUGGGGAAGCGCUGCUAGAAAACCCAAAGAUGGAGCUGCACAUCCCUCAGAAACGCAGGACUUCCAUGUCUGAGGGGAUCAAGCAACUCUUGAAAGAUAUGUUGGCUGCUAACCCGCAGGAUCGACCUGAUGCCUUUGAGCUUGAAACCAGAAUGGACCAGGUUACGUGUGCUGCUUAAAUUCAGGGCAGGGCACUGCUGUGCUUUGCAGCUGGGUUUAUUUACCAGGGACCCAUAAUCUCCAUUACUUACGUGCAACGAGGGAAGUUGAAGAUAAGGGAAGAAGACUAUAUAGAAGAUCUCUGGCCUGCAGGAUCUUUGGCAAUGUGAAAUCUUUGGGUGUUUUGUUUUGUUGGGAAGAGGUAUUUUGGGGUUGUGCGAGGGGGGCUGCGUGGGCCUGCCGAAGAGUACAAGCUAAACAGCUCUCAUGAAACUAUUCUUGAAUUAGAUUCAGAAAGUUGCCACUGCCCAGCCAUCCCUGUGUCCCUGUGCUGCAGUUUGACUCAGAUAUUUCUAGAGAUCUGGUUCUGAAACAGGUGGGAAGCAGGAGCCCUGCGGUGUGAAAUGCUGCCAGGCCUCAUGUCUGAGUCCAGCUGGGCACAACUUUGGGGUUAAAGCUAUCGCUUCCCCCAGGGGAAGGGGAUGAGGUGAUUGCUGGGUUUGCGCUGGGAGUGCAAGGCUUCAGAAAAAGUGAGUCUCAGAGACUGCGUGUUGCAAGCAGUUAAUGAUUUCGUAGCCAGGUAACUUCUGAAUAGGCAAGUGCUGCUCAGGUUAUAAGCAGUUGAUGUUAGGAUAGAGUAGUACAAACAAGCUGGAAAGCCAUUCUGCAAGGCAGGUCUGCCUCUGGGAUGGACAGACCUUUAUUCUCCCUGGGCUGGUUUUCAUUAGUGAAAUUUGUUAUGGACAGUCUUGCAAUACAGGGGGCAGUGGGGAGCCAGUAGGUAUAUUUUCGGGCAGAUGUUGUCUACAUACAAGAAAAACAGAACACAAUCCACUAAUUUGAACUCACUUAUGGCAAACUUCAGCUGUUAGGAACAGCGCUAGGGAGAGGAGGAGGUUUGGCCUAAAUGGCUCACAGGCUGGAUUCUAGCCUCCUGCAAAACACUUCCUUGCUAGAUAGCUCUCUCCAGGAAGCAAAAGGCAAUGCUGCUGUUUAGGUUUGCUCACUUGGUUACAGGUCAGCAGGAUGCUCAGGUAAGGAGAUUGGAACCUCAGGCUGAGCAGUUAAUACGCAAUUUCCUUGCCUAUAUUUAGAGCAACACUGACUUUCUGGGGCUUACCCCACGUGAUGUCUUUAGACGUAGCUCGCUGUAAAUGCAGUGUAAAGCACCACCUCUUCUCUAUCCUGCAAAUUCUGCUGAACCAGCUGAAACAUUUCCCUCCAGGUUAAAUCAGCUGGCACCAGUUUGGGGAACAGGCUGUUCAGAUCAAGCACCGUUCCCAGCCCUCACCAGGAGCUGGCCAGGUUCACAGGCAGAAGAAGGUCCCCUUGACUCCCCUGUUCCUGGCUGUAGGAACUGUCCCUGGCCUGUGUUCAGGCUCUGGCUUUCCAUUUAUCAUCACUGAAAGGCUCCUAAGCUGACAGCACCUCCUUGUAUCUACUCUAGUAUGUUUUACUGGCCUCAUGGGAAUGAAUGGAAAUGCAGUAAACGUAUGUGAGCUAGGGCAGAGCUAAAGCUGGGAAAAGGGGAGGGAAGGAGUUGUUUUUUCUCCUCCCUCCAUCUGUUCCAGGACUCAAGGCUAAGGCUGUCACUGGAGGAGGGCUGGGUCCUCCUCAGGAUGAUGAUGCCAUGAGGCUUGAUGCCAUGAGGCUUGAGGCCAUGGGUGAUGCUUUGGCCAGCACAAAUUGUGCACCUGUUCCCACUUGGCUCUUCGGUUUGUUCCUAGGGAUGCCUCUGUGGGUUGUGGCCAGCCACAGCCAGACCAGGGCUGUACAAACUCCUUCCUGGCUGGUUACUGGGGUUUAGGCAGUUCAGGGUUGGUUAGCAGGCUGUGCGCUCAGCUUUGGCCACAGAGCGCUCUCGGGGGCUUUGAACUGCAGUUUGGCUGCUCUGAUUUCUCUCCAACUCGUAGUAGAUCCCUAGUAGCAGCCGUGCUGAGGCCCCUCCAGGGAGUCAAGUGCAGGUUUCUCACCCCGCUCCUGAGAGGGCUUGCAGAGCCCCCGUGCUUGGCCCAGCAUCCCACGGGAGGGCUGCAAGGAAGUGAGGACUGAACCCUAUGUUUUACAACUCCAGCGUUAGUGCCCAAAUCACUGAACCGUUGUUCUUCCACCUAAUAGAGCCUUUGCUGCUGACUGUUAAAACCUUACCCUGGCUUGAGCUGGUGGAGUAAGAGGGCUUUACCCUCCCGAAGCUGCUCACACAGGCUUUCUCUGCCAGAAGGACCCUUCCCUGCGCACUGUGCCCUGGGAGAAGGGAGCUUCUUAGCAGGAGAGCUGUCGUGCCCCAGAUGGAGGGGAUACCUUGCAGAACUGCUCUUGGAGCUUGCUUGCUUGUGAUACACAGAGCUAGCAGCCUGUUUGUGUGUUUGUUCCUGGGUGCCGAGUCCCUCUCAAUGCCUGUAUACAUAGAAACCGAGUCUGAAAUGCAGGAUGUGGAGGGGAAAGAUGAGUGGGCCACUCACUGGGCUGCUGGCCUUGAGCUGGUUGUGAGCCCCCUGUUCUUCCCUGGGGCCAGGAGCGAGCCGCGGGAGGCAUCGCCUGUUCAGAGAGCUGGCAGGCAGAGCGUGCGGCCAGCCCCGCGAGGGUCACCCUCUUGGCCCAUCACAGUUUCAAGCUAUCUUCAGACCACAUGGCUCCACCUCAGCUUUUGCGUUGCAGUUGUGUUUUCACAGCAGCUUGAUGUUAGUGAGCUAGACCGUAGUGCCUUACUUAGGAUUUAGCAAACACUUCCGAGGAAGGGUCCUAGGGCUGCUAGCCUUUGGCCAAUGUGGAUGUUCCCCUAUUUAGUUUGUCCUUUUAAAAGUAUUUCCCCCUGAUGACUUUGCUGCUGUUUUCACUCAACUCCCCAGACUAUUAAGGAAGCUGCCUAGUGUUUACAAGCUCCUAGCAUCUCUCUUCCAGUUACUUUGGCCCAGACCGGUGCUCCCUCUAGAACAAGGUGCAACGGGGAACGGCUCAAACCUGCAUGUGUCGCAAUGUGAGAGAUGUUUAGGCAUCUCUUCUGCGCUGGGUCUUUCAAGCAUCUCCUGCCCAGCUCCUGCAGGCUGAACUUCUCCCCCCGUAAGAGAAGUUUUUGGCAUUUGGAUGUGCAGCUGGGAAAAUUCAAGCUGCAGGAAAGCAGCCCGAAGCCUGCUCUGCAAGGCUGUCUGCCAUCUCGCAGGCGGCACCGAAGCUAAACAUCCAGAUGCCGGAGGGGCCCUGGUGAGAGCCGAGCGUCCUCGCUGGGAAACCCCGCCGCCCUCGAGGCUGGCGUGAAGCCCGAGGUUGUGCUGCAGCCGGCGCCCCGGCCUGCCGCGCUGUAGGAGUGAUUGUAUGAAACUGUUUACUUCUGACUAUGCUGUUUUAAAGAGGGAUGUGGGGUGGGGGGGGGGAACAAGCCAAGCCUCAGGAGGACUGGGAAACGCGUUGUCUGCACCAGCCUGCAGCCAGUCGGACACCUCCAGCAGCUUGCAGGUGGUGCGGGGAGGGGGGGGUCUCCCAGCCAGCUUUGGUCCACACGGAGGAGAGAGCAGAGAUGGCUGUAGCCUAGCAGGGUUAGAUUAGCUCCCCUUUGUCCCCUUGCUGCUGUGUUUGAGGUUCAGCUAGUGACAGAUAGGAGUUACCCCUGUGGUCUUCCUUUACUCCUCAGGACCCAGCUCCUUCACAUAUCAGAGGCUUUCAGGGCCUUUCUGGAGCAAUAAGACUUGCAACAAGCAUUACCAUCGUUGUGAAAUUCCUCCUGUGUGUGUCGUACGUCUCCUCCACAUGCAGUACCGAGUCUGGGUUUAAGCCUGGUGAGCGCCAUGGGGCAGCUGCUGCAGGGCACAAGCCAGGACGUGGUUCACCGCUACUUUCCACAGGUCGUGAGAGCAAGGAAACACAUUGCUGCUUGGUUGCGUUUCCCCGAGACGCGCACUGCCAAAGCGCUGCAGCUCCCGCAGGCCGAGCGGUGCGCCCGGUCCC